AUGGCAGAACCACAACCACCAGAUGUCGUCGAGGGCGCCGACCCUCCGGAGUCCAUCCCUGCCACCGCCGACGACCGCGCUGCCGCCAAAGCCAUGGACUCCCUCGAUGCCCGCGGCGAAGACGUCGAAGCUCCUACUACAGCCAAGAAAGAAGUCGACGUCAAAGCUCUGACUGACGCGAUGAAGCUGCUGGAGACCUCGUCAGGUGCGGGAGCAUCGACGCAGAAGAAGGCGCAGGAGCAGAAGAAGAAGGAAGAAGAGGUCAAGAAACCUUUGAUCAAAGUGGACCAGGGGGAUGUGGCGUUGUUGGUCGAGCAGCUGGACGUUAAUAAGGUGAAGGCGACGGAAAUCUUGAGGGCACACGAGGCGGAUGCGGUGGCGGCGAUGAAGGCGUGGGUUACUGCUGCUGUUUGA
Messenger RNA from Saxophila tyrrhenica, 414 nucleotides. RefSeq lists its product as uncharacterized. Gene Ontology annotation, biological process: protein stabilization; negative regulation of apoptotic process. NCBI's taxonomy places the organism in Eukaryota, Fungi, Ascomycota, Dothideomycetes, Mycosphaerellales, Extremaceae. The transcript has a single exon. The coding region runs from base 1 to 414 and encodes 137 amino acids. The record is from RefSeq and is a predicted model, not a curated record.